Molecule: messenger RNA, 168 nt
Organism: Protopolystoma xenopodis
Lineage: Eukaryota; Metazoa; Platyhelminthes; Monogenea; Polystomatidea; Polystomatidae
Source: the annotation of a GenBank genome assembly
AUGGCGCCUCUCACUGAAAAUGACGACUUCGAUACCGGCAAAGCUUCCGGUCAGCGGUCCGAUGUUGGAAAUCACGAAUCAUGUGGCAGAGGACGCAGGACUAGGUGCGUUACACAUUUUCUCCCUGAAGUUCCGACCAAAAAAGCAACACUACAUUAUUUAUUAUAG